UUCAGAUUAAAAAGUCAAAUUUAAGAUAGAUACAAGACUAGAUUACUGGUCUUGUUUAAUAUUUUUAAGAGGUAAAAAAAGAGUUUAAAAAAAUUGGAAACUUACAUGAUUAUAUUUCUUUAAAAUUUAUCACUGUUUGCUUUUAAUUUUUAUAAUAUUUAUAGUUAAAAUAGCCUCUAGAAAAAAUCGUUAACAUAUCAUUUAAGGCGUCGUAGCUCCCCCAGGUGUUCCCUUGGGCCAUGUAAAGUGCAGAUUUCGCGUCAGUCUCUCUCUCCUCUUCAGUCUUCAUGUUUUGGGGGCCCCCCGGUGCCCCCGCCCUCGCUGGACCCCCCCACCUGCACCACGGCUGCCCCGCCCGCUCACCUGGUUGCCAUGCCCACGGAGACUCUGGCCCCGCCCUCUCUGGCAGAUAACAAGGCUCCAGGCCCCGCCCCCCCGUUCGGCGCCUCUGUGCCGCUGCGGAUUCUCAACAAAGGGCCCGACUAUUUCAGGAGAACGGUGGAGCCGAACCCGAAGCGCCUGAGUGCGGUGGAGCGUCUGGAGGCGGAUAAAGCCAAGUAUGUCAAGAGCCAGGAGGUCAUCAACGCCAAACAGGAGCCCAUCAAACCGCCGGUGCUGGCCAAGCCCACGGCGGCGCUCCUGUCCCGCAGAGAGAGGGGGGGGCCAGGAGGGGGUGCCGGGGGAGCUCUGCCCUUCAAAGCCUCCAACAACAACUCCAAACCCGAGCACUGCCCCAAAGGAGGGACCAAAAGAGACAACCUCAACCUGGAGAUCCUCAAGAACCUGCUGAACUCUGGGCCCGGGGCGGAGGGCUUUGGCGGAGGAGCCAAGAGCGCCGUGCUGAGGUCGUCCGGGGGAAUGGCGCGCAGCUGGACCCCGUCUGGGAUGCCGCUGACGUACAGAUCCACCAUGACGCUGAACGAGCCCGCCUCAGACUCCGCUCCGAGCCCGGGCACCUCCCACUCCCUGCGCUCCUUCUCCCACUCGCUCAAAGUCCUGCCCAUCACCAGCAGUGGGCGCUGCAGCCCUCAGCUGGGCGCCAACCUGAACCUGAGCCGCCGCCGCGCCGACUCCACCGUCCCCGAACGCUCCUGCUCUCCUCUCCCUCCGCUCCUCACCUCGCACUCCUCCUCAGACCUGCUCAGACUUUGCAAUGGGAAACCUCUCCGCGCCGCUCGCUCCAGCAGCUCGUCGGCGCCCCCUAUCCCCCCCAAACCCAACCCGGCGUCGCUCCCUCCGCCCGCACUCUCCCUCUCUUUACCUCCGCCGCGCCCCAUGCAGUCGCCUUUACCCUACGACAACACCACUCCCCAGUCGCUCCCCUGCGACCUCCCCGACUCCUCAAACGCCGACGGCAACAAUGAAUCUGCGGUCACGCGGCGCUCAUCGCUACAUCGCUCCAAAUCGGAUUUAUCAGACCGCUACGCCCGAGCCGGCGCCGACGUGGAACGCUUUUUCAACUACUGCGGCCUGGACCCCGAAGAGCUGGAGUCGGUCGGUCCGGAGAACUUUGCCCGGGCGAACUCCGACAUCGUUUCGCUGAAUUUCAAAUCGGCGUCUAUGAUUUCGUCCGAUUGCGAUCAGUCGAGGAGGUCUUCGAACGACGGGCUCUCGGACGCGGAUGACGAGGAGGAGGAGGAGGAGGCCGGGGAAAGGGUUCCGUACGGGAUUUCGGCGGUGGAGCGGAACGCGAGGGUCAUCAAAUGGUUGUAUAGCAUCAAGCAAGCGAAGGAGAGCCAAAAAGUGUCGCACGUUUGAAAGACGAUUAUGCAAUGGCUGGAGCUGGGACGAUUUCGAAGUUGCACAAGUAGGAACGGAAGGAGAAAGACUGCUGACCGAUCAAAAACUAUAAAACACGUGAAGGAAAAAAAAGCUGAAGAACAAAAUUUUAAGAGAAAAUUUCAAGUCUGGGCGAAGGUAAAAUGUGAAAUGAAAACUUUCGCCGAAUCGUUUUGGACAAUUGAACUCAACUAUAAAGAACAAGAGUCAAAUGCACUAUGAUUGUUACAUAGUUUGUCUCUUCAAAACAUGAUUCAAACCAGAGAUGCGUUCGAGAACUGGAUGGAAGCUCGGUAUUUUCAAAUCAAAACAUAUUUUAAAAUUUUGGUCUCAGAUUUGUGGAGAACCAGCCUUGAAAAAUCCAAAUAUUACAACCAAAAACAUAAAUUCUUCGGGGGUUGGGGUCCAUCACCGGCUUCUCUCCAUGGAGAUGUUGCCUGGAAUGUUCCACAGUAUGUCUUUACACCACAGAGACAACAGGUAACUCUGUAGGGCCAAGUUACAGGCCAGCUCUGUGGAAAGGCGAGUCCACUCACACUCAGAAUGCAAGAUUUUAAGUCAACAGAAACCCAUUAUUAUUGAGUAAAUGCACGAUGGAUACGUUUAAUGCCACACCGGGACAUUCUGGGCCAUUUUUAUUCCUUGUCUCCAUGGAGAUGUUGGAGUCGGACCCUUCACCUGAAAAGAACUGCGUAACUUUUCUGGUGGAGGCUCUGUCAGAUGCUUUUCUCCAUUAUUGCUUUGUCUGGAAAUGUUUCGCAGUGCGGCAUUAAAACUUUCAACCUUCACAGGGACCAAAACCGGACCAAGCUACAGGUCAGGUCUGUGGAGAGGUGAGUCACUCAGAGGUUUUAAUGCCACACCGGGACAUUCUAGGCAAAGCAGAAACAUGUCCAUGGCGACAAGUAGAAGCUCGACCCCUUGACCUGAAAAGAACUAAACAACUUUUCUGGUUUGUCUAGAAUGUUUCGCAGUGCGGCAUUAAACCUUUCGAUCUUCGCGGACACCAGACCAAGUCACAGGUCAGAUCUGCGGAGAGGCGACCCCCGCUCACAGUCAGAACGCCUGUUUUCGAGCUGUAAAACCACCCGUGAUCGAAUAAACGUUAAAGUAGAGCCGUUUAAAGUCACACUGUGGAACAUUCCAGGCAGAGCAAUGACGUCUCCAUAGAAGGAAAUGAAAAAAGUGAGAAUUUUUGACUUUCAUUCAAGCCACUAACCCGUUUUGUUUAAUGGCGUUGUCUAAAUAUCUGAGAUUUGUGAGGAGAAGUGCAAUAAAUGGACUAAACCAGACGUACAACGCCCCUUAAAGAUUAAAAUUUUUCGGAAAUUAUCAGAAUUUAACCUACACAUUUGUCCAAAAAAUAUCAACAAAGCUUUUCUAAUUGCUUAAAGCGUUGAUACAAGAGUGUUUCUCCAUCCAGUUUUUUGUAACACAUCUGUGGACCGGGCCUUUAAAACAGUGGACAUUUCGACUUGAACUGAGUGAAGAUAUACACGUUUUUAUUUCAAGCUUUCCUCAUUUUUUCUUAUCAGUAUUGUCGAACGUGUUGCGCGAACGUACAUUUGAACUGGAGAGGGGUGUGGGCUUUAUGACUUUAUUAUAAAAUGCCAAAUCGUACACAGCGAAUGGUCGGCGAGACGAUUAAAUUUACAGAUAAAGUUACAGAUAUUUACGUUUCAUAGUGGGCAGAGUUCAGUUUAAAAGGUUCAUUUUACGCUAUUUUCUGAUGUUUUAAUGUAGUUUUCUCAUCGCAAACGGACCUGGAGUUGUGUUUUGUUUCAUUCACACAUUUUUAAAACACAAACGCUGCAUAUGUACUGGAAUCAUUUGGAUAAUUUCAAACCUGCAAUCGCCAAUCUCGACUGAACUAAAUCUAAAAGGAGCUGUUAACCUGAAAAAAAAAAAAAAAAAAAAACAACCGCUUCGUGACAUCACAAGGUGGGCAUUUUGACCUUUGGAGAUGAAGACAGACUAAUAAUAGGGUCUGGUCAAGCAGUACCGGAGGGAAACAGGAGCAGAUAUUUUACAUUCAAAUGUGUCUUAUUCAGAAACUAGAGGGACUAUUGAAAUAAGUAAAGUAUCAGAAUGUAGGAAAGAGUUACACUCCAACAGGGUCAAGUUAAACCUGUGAUAUUCUUUCAAGUUGUCGACAAAAAAUUUAAAAAACUCAUGUCGGUAACGGAGGGAAUGAAAUAUGCAGCACUUUUUGGGCAAUAAAUCCAAACAGUGAUAACUCUUGGUUCUCACUUACAUAUCCUUAACAAACUGGUUUGAAUAUUUGCUUCAUAUAGUUUUCUACCAUAUGGUACAAGAUUAGGUUGAAAAACCUCUUACUUUUUGACUCAUGAGAUUUUUUAUUAAGAAAGGUCAUGGUAACGGAGGGAAAAGUAACGGAGGGAAAAUUGUACAAACAAGUAGAAGGUGCAGGAUUUUACAUCAUUUGUCGCUUUUUUCUUCUGAAUAUUUUAAUAUUACUUCAAAAUGAAAGGAAACUAUUUCUAUAAAAUAUGUCAGUCCUUCCAAGCAAAUUUUUAUUUAUUUCAUUUUAAAUACUUUUUUUUUUUAAUCCUGUCCCUUCAUCAACAGUUCAAAGAUGGAAUAACACAAGAUAUGAUGAAAUACAUCCAUUUAUUUACAUGAUUUUUGGGUCUUUGAAAUUUGGGAAAUAAUUUUUGUUCCAUGUUUCAUACAUGGUCUGUUUAAAACAUAUGGAACUUUAGAACCAAAAAUGGUCCAGAAAAAAGGUCAACAGUUUCAUAAACUAGAGCACAUAUGUAUCUGUUCAAUACAUUUUUAUAUCAGAUGAAUUAACUUGAACUUUUGGCCUUGGUGUUUACUUCUGCUUGACCAGGCCCACUAAAGAGUUAUUCAAACGUGUGAAUGAAACAAAACACAAGUCCUGGUCUGUUUUUGAGGAGGUAACAACAUUAUAACAUGAUUUAAACCUCACAAGAGUCCGUUUUGCAUCAUGUAGGAUCUUUGUCAUUGUGAAACUGCAGUUCCAAAAGUCCCACAAUAUUAUUAUGAACGGUAAUCGAUUAAUUGUGACCAGUCGACUAUAAUAAAAAUAAUCGUAGCUGUAUUUUUUGAUCACUGAAAACGUUAUCAGGGUAUUAAAGACUCUAAACAGAAAUUAAAAGACCUUUUAUAACAAAACCAGCAGCAUUAUUAAAUAAAAAUGUCCAAAACGAAUAGAACCAUUUCUCAUUUUCAUCAAUAGGGUUUAUUCGUAAAUAUUCUAUAAAUACUAAAAGCUUUCAGUCACCAAUUUUCAAUGUAUUUUAUACCACGGUCAGCGAGAAAAGCGUUAAGUAGUUCCAGCAACCGUCAAAUCACUGUUCUGUAUCACUGCUCUGCGCCUGACAACACUAUAGCAACAGGUAUGACACAUUUCAACCUGCAGCCAUUCGUUAUACAGUUUAAAAGUGUCAAUGUACAAUAAAAAUAAUAAUUUGAAUAGUGGACUAAUGGAAAAAUCAAUCGCUGACUGCUAAAAUAAUAGUCUUGCCGUAAAACUCAAUCUUUUGUUUAGUUUCUGCAGUGAGGACUACAUAGACCAUGAUGCUUUGCUCCAUUUCAGUGCAGCCAGCGUAAAGAAAUGAAAAUUAAACUACUGUGAUCGUUUAAUCACUGUGCAGGCCCCAAACCCUCUCACUUUGCCAAAAAAUAUGUACAUUUAUAUGAAUAUUUUAACAUUUCCCCUUCAUCUUUUUUAUAAUUCCACUUUUCAUACGGUGAAACUGUAGCUGACGCAGACUGUUAGUGUCCAUCAAGUUAUUUCUACAUUUUAUACCAUUUCAGCAUUUUUCAUAGCGUAAAUUAUUAUAAAACAGAUAAAAAUUUGUAUUAUUGUAACUGUAAGAUGCAGCCAAAGGGAACUGAAGGUUGGGAACUUUGCUUUUCUUAAUAUUUUCUUAAAGAUCGGGCUGUGAGUAAACGUGCUGGUGAGAAUAUUUGACGUUUUAAUUUAAAUUUUUGACAAUUCAGUUUAAAAAAAAAAUAUUCUAAAUUAUUUGCUGGUCAAAGUUUUGCAAAACUAUAACGUGAGGACCAGAAAUAAGAAUAUUUUCAUUUUUUGUCUUGUGAUUAGUUUUAGUCUCAGUCAAGUUAUUUAUUUUUUAAUUUUUGCCAAUCUAAUUUGGAAACGAUUGUUGCAAAAGGCAAAAUUUUGAAGAUCUGUUGCCUUGGAUCUGGAAUUCACACUUCUUCAAUACUUUCUAAAGGUGUAAGUCUGGUUCAGAUGGUCGUGAUUGACAGGUGGAUUAGCCAAUCCGGGACAAGUCUGGCCCGUCAGCAUCAAAACAAAUAUGUCUUUUCUUUCUUUGUCCCUAAAAAACAAAAUAAUAACACGAGGGAUUGAAAAACUUGAAGGAUUUUUGUAGAAUCAAUAAGAGAUGCACUAAACUGUGAAUCUAAGGGAGAGAAAUGUUUUUGUUUUUUUUAACUGAUGGCGACCAAUGAGCUCCUUCGGUUCACACGCGUCACUGAAAUAAACAAAUCUGAUUUUACGAUCAACAAAGUCAUGUGAACCAGACUGAUAUCAAUCUUUAUUUAAAAAGAAAUUAUAAAAAAUCUAGAUUUACCUGGCAACAAGAUCACGACUUAAAUAUUUACAUUUCUACAAGAGAUUUAUUUUUAUUUUUUGGGCCCAAUUUAGAUCAAAACUGUCAAAUGGAUGACGUCAUUCCAGUUCAUCAGCCAAUAUUUGUUAUGCACUUAUCCAGCGUUUUCCAUUCCGAUACCGAUUCCGAUACCAUGGCUUUAAGUAUCUGCCGAUAUCCGAUAUCUACAGAUACCAGUGCAGGGACUAAAAAUAAACUUUACUGUCCUAAAAACUCGAAAUAUUGUACGACAGAAUGUGUGAUGUAGCUCUUAUUUACCUCUCGGAACACCUUUGUAUUAAAAACUCAAACAUUCUGAGACUUUCUGGACGAACUAUGACCAGCAAUACACGAAUUUAUGGGCCUGACCAGGGUAACGGCAGAAAAGAUAUUUUGGAGCCGAUUCCGAUCCAGCAAACGUUCACGGAUCGGCGCCGAUAUCCCUGCGUUCUGGACUUAUGCAUUUUCUAAUACGGCGAUUCUAGUUUGUGUUAUAUUUCUGUGGAUUCCUCGUGUUGAAGCCCCAGAGUCAUGUCCGCUGUGUUAAAGGCCCCACUCAUGUUCUACUGCUAAAGUUGCACCGUGGAACUUUCCCGGCGGAGGGUUUGUCAAACGCUUUUCUCCACGGAGACGAUAUGGCUUCGUCUGGAAUGUUUCACGGUAUUCUCGGUAUUUUUGAGCUAUAAAACCACGUGCAAUUGAGUAAACGUAAAGUAAAGCUGCUUAAUGUUACGCUGCGGAACAUUCCAGGCAGAGCGAUGACGUAUCCACGGAGACGAGCAUUUUGACGGACCGCCCGACCGGAAAAGUUACACGGUGCGGCUUUUGAAGACCGCUCCCACAUCUUCAGAACAAACUGAACUCUAUCUGUCAAAUAAAAUCUCCUCCUCGUAUUCACCGUUGCGUCGCCGGAGCCCAGACUGCUGUUUCAAACCGCUGUGCCCACGAGCAACGCAUUUGUCUCUGUUUGUGUCGAGAAAAUCGUAUUUAUUUUAGACAAAUCAGAUUACAAUCCUCUGCUGUUUUUUUUUUUUUUCUCUCUUGGAAAUCACAAUUGCUGUUAAGGAUCUUUUUUUAAACGCUUAAAAUGGUUGGAGAACGGAUUAAGGGACGUUUUAAUACAAUCUUGCGGUGGGUUUGAUGCAUAGACUGUGUAGCGAAGUGGGAAGUGAGCAUGGGCGCGCUUCCUGCUCCAUCGGCUCUGGCUCCAGUUCACUUUAUAUUGAAAAAACGUCACCUCUCUCUCUUAAAAUGUUCGUAUUAAUGCGCUCUACAUGAUCCAGGAGGUUUAAUUUCACUUUUUUUUUUUUUUCAAAAUAUGAACAUUAAUAACAGACAAAUGAGGUGCCUUCUUUUCCCGACAGCCUCGCUCCUGAUUGGCUCUUUGGUUGCUGUGAUACUCGCGCUCAGAAUUCCGAUUAUGAAAGUGGGCUCCAAGGCUGUGUCCAAAUAUUCAGGGAUAACGGCAUUUUCAGGGGCGUCCGAAUGUCCAGUUGGUGAAAAAGUAGCGCACGCAAAAUUUCUCACAAUGCACCUUGAAAAGUAGUGGGCAUCGGUGCCACUAGAGCGUCGAUGUAGACCACAAUGCACUGGGAGAGUCGGCAAAACAACGGCGUACAGUGACAGGUGUUUAACCAAACACACGACUGAAUGAAGCCGAUAAAAGCGUUUGUUUAUGGCUCUGUAGAUCCUGAUUCUGAAUAAAACACGACUAAAUAAACCGCUUACCUUAAAGGGCCCAUCUCAUGUAAAAUAACUCUUUUCAUGUUGUAUCUUCUGCACAUAAACAAGCACAGUUUGGGUUUUGGAACAUCCAUGACACAAUAGUUCUGAAAUCUUACUGAUUUCUUGGAGUCAGUCACAGACCAGGAACUAUGAAAGUCCGACUAUUGCUCCUCCCCCCGCCCGUCCUGAGAAAGCACAGGCUCCGCCCUCCAAACGUGACGUAGGCUCUGAGUGAGCCGCCCUUCCUCCGCCAUCUCAGGGAGGGAGGGGGAGACAGACGUGACCCUGAUAGCGGCAGGAAUAAACUUUUAUUCAUCAUGGAGAUACAGCGCGUUCAGCUGCAUGUGUUGGACCCGGAAUCAGACGAGGACUUUGAGGAGCACGAAGCUCAAGCGCCACAUCCACAUCAGCUGAACAUUACUGAUUGGUAAAGAACAAUGAGUUUAUCCUGUCGCUUUUGUAUAGAUGUUCAUGUGGGAAUUGUCAGACGAUGCGGGGGAGGAGUCGGGGCGGAGGCGGUGAAGGCAAACGUGUCAUAGGUGUAUCUGCCGCGUCAUCGUUGUAGCAGCUUUAGUUCGUUGUCACGUGGGAGGGUGGCAGAAAUACGCUGCAAUUUGUUAAAAAAAAAAAAACACAGAAUCAAUCUAAAAACCACUUUAGCGACAAAUACAAGUCCCACACAUCACUCUGAGAAGGUAGAAAAGUUGAAAAAGUUGAUUUUGCACGAGAUGGAGCCUUUAACUCCAGCUGUUAAAAGAGCGAUCAUUUCCGCAUCUCAGACAAAAAGUGAAUAAUCCAAUCCGUUUACGUGAAAUCCAGCGUGAAAAAAACUCAUAUGGUUUUUAUUAGUCCUUAAACACUUGUGUCAGUCUGAUCUGAUCAUUAUUUAUGACAGAAAUCAAGUUUUAUUGGAGUUUAUUGGACAUUUUGUCAGACACCAGAGUCACGUGACCCGAAUGUCGUGCGUUGCGUGUCCGAAUCUUUGUGAGUGAGUGAACUGUAGGGGGCGCUAAAGAGUGCGGGCCUAUGUAGUAAACGAGGGUCUAGAGAUUGGAGUGGACAUUCGGACACAGCCCAAAUUUACCCUUAUCGCCUUUAGCCUCGAUGAGCUGCGUUUGACUGGAGCCGAACGCUUGCUUAAGUUCACUUCUUUAUACAGUCCGUGUUUGGUUGGUGGCAGAGUGGUUAGCCCGUCUCCUCCUCUCAGUGAGGAGGUUGUGGGUUAGACUCCUGAUCUCUCUCUGUCUUGAGUGAAAAUGGUCUGGAACUGCUGUAGACAUUGAAAUCUUGAACGAGUGUUGCAUAAUAAAGGCGCGCUGUGUAACUUUCCGGGGGACGGUCCACCGCCCGAAGUUAGGGCUUUGUCUGGAAUAUUCCACAGUACAGCAUUAAACAUAUCUAUCCUGUAUUCAGUCAAUUAAAUUUGGUUUUAAUGGUCAAAAUGCCAAAGAUCUUCUCCGCAGAUCUGGCCUGUAACAUAACUUGGCGGCAUUGCAUGCUUGUUUUUAUCGUGGCGCAUUCCCGGCAAAGCAAUAACAUCUCCAUGGAGACCAGGAACGAGCAGAUCUUCCAGCAGAAAAGUUACGCAGUGCAGCUUUAGAUAGAGACUGGCUUAUAUCAGACCUGAGUUCAUUUUCUUCAGGUAUUUGGUUCUUUUAACUAAUUUUUGACGUUCAAAAUACACGUUAAACUACACGUGGACAAUCCAGAGUCGGGUCAAAUGUCUCUAGUGAAUCUGCAGAUGUUGAUGUUGAUGUUGUUGGUGUGUCAGAUGCCCUUCCCAGAAUGGAUGUGAUAGAAAUGAUCAGGGGGGGGAAAAAGACAUUUGUGGGUUUGAUUUUUGGCGAUUUGCGAUGAAAAUACCAGAGAAUGAGACGGAACACUGGCAUCCUCCAUUGUUUUUUACUGUGUCAAUGUGUCAAAACAAUCUCUAUAUGUUUUUAAAUCUUGUAUUUUUCAUUUUUAACCAUUACAAGUUGAAUACGUCGCACUAAAUUUCACAUUGUCCCAUACUAAACAAGCCAUAGGAAGUACAGGGCCACACCUUUAGACAAUAAUAUCCUUUAUACCAGUCAAACCUCUUACCUCUGGACACUGGGAGACGAUCGUAUUAUUUUGAAGCUGGAUAUUGUUAGUGAACGUUUUACACUUUCUCUGUCUGUAAAUGUAAAAACAGCUCCAUUUUGCACAGUCGUUUGUCGUGCGCCGACGCUAACCCCAGGCUUAUUUUGUUGGUGAAAAUGUGACUUUGGACAAUUUUAGACGCAUUUAUUUGGGUAGAUCGGUAAUUGUACGCAAGAAAGUACGGUUACCCAACGAUACCAAAAGGUGUGAAGAUAAAAAUAAUUUUUUAAAAACUACUCAAAUAUAAUAGGGUGACCAGAUUUUCAGAAUUAGAAACUGGGACACUCCCGGUUUGGGGAGGUUGGGAAUAAUAAAACAGUGAAACGAGCGUGUAAUUAUGGAAAAUUGUUGCGCGCUCAGCCCAUUCGUGACUAAUACGUGAGUCAGUAUAGUCACGUUUUCUGUGUUUUGGUCAUUUUUAAGCGGCUUUUCUGCAUUUUACCAAAACAAGUGACGAUUUAUGCUUCUGUUUACUGUUGGCAGGGAUCAAACUGGUCAAAAAUAUCAACAUUUCUUGUUCAAAAUUGGGACAAAUCAGUGGUUUUGGAUAAAUCUGCUGGGACGGGGGACGCACGGCUCAAAACUGGGACUGUCCUGGGUAAAUAGGGACGUCUGGUCACCCUGCUCAUAUAGGCUACAACUGUUUGGAUAUUUGAUCGGCAAAACAAAACUUUAUUGGGUAUUUUGGUAUUUCAAUUUAAAAGGACUCAUAUUACGCCAUUUUCUGAUCUGUUCUAAUGUCGUUUCCUUGUCACAAACAAACCUGGAGUUGUGUUUUGAGUCAUUCACACAUGUUGUAACACACAAACAGGCAGAUUUACGCCGAGUUCUUCUGGAAAAACACCUUGUGAUGUCAUCAUGUGGUAAUACAGGAAGCGCUCCACUGUUUUUUUUUAAGCUCCACACACCUUCAGUAGAAUCAUUUGGAUCAUUUCAUCCCUGGAAUUUCUUUACUGAUCUCUACAGAACUGAAAAAAAAGGAGCUGUAAACUUGGAAACUACCGCUUCAUGACAUCACAAGGUGGAACGGAGCAUUUUGAGCUUUGGAGAUGUAAAAACUAAUAAUAAAUGAUUACUUAAACGUGUGUGAAGGAAACAAAACACUGGUCCAGGUCUGUUUUUCAGGAGGUAACAACAUUAUAGCAGGACUUAAACCUCAGAAGAGUCAGUUUGGCGUAAUAUAGGAGCUUUAAUAAAAGAGUUUUUAUGAAUUUUAUCCUGGCGCUCCUGCUCCAUAACUUUCCAUGUCUUCCUCUAAGCGCGCUAACCUGCUGCACUGUAUCGUCUGCAUAAUAAAACCUCUCUCGGGUUGACAGAUAGAGUUCCCUACGUUCCCAUGUGUAAAAUUGUACAAGAACAAUGUAUAUAUUUGAUUUAAACGUGUUGAAUUUUCUGUUUUUGUCUGUCUUUAAAAGUUUGUGUCGCAAUGGUUCAAGGUUUUGGACUUUUUGGUUGUGGAUAAAGCGGACGGAUGGACGCGCUGUGGAGAUGCGGAGAAGAAAAUGUGGAGAUUUCAGAUCCAUAAAAGUUUACGGAGAAUCCUUUUGGCUGGAAUCCUGCUGGACUCAUGUGGCUGUGUGUUUUUCAAUGUGAAACUUUUACUUUUGGCUUGAAUUCAGACGUGUUUUCGAUUCUUUUGCAUAAUUUCAAAUAAAUGGCUUCUUUCGCCACCUCUUGCUG
Molecule: messenger RNA, 11912 nt
Organism: Boleophthalmus pectinirostris (great blue-spotted mudskipper)
Lineage: Eukaryota; Metazoa; Chordata; Actinopteri; Gobiiformes; Gobiidae
Gene: fam110b
Product: family with sequence similarity 110 member B
Exons: 3
Coding region: 373-1758 (461 amino acids)
Source: RefSeq, a predicted model, not a curated record